AUAUAUUUGAGACCAACUGGUUUGGACUGUAAGGACAUGUCUCUACACAAGCGGAGGAAAAUCAGGACUUUUGCCCUCCUGUUUUGCAUCAUUACAUUUACAACAUUCCUGUUCAGUUACACUUUCGGGGACCCGUCACUCUACUUCAAGCAUGCGUUUCGCCUGUCGGACAGCUUUCUCUCCAAAGGGCUAUGUGCCUGUCACCAGUGCAUGAUGGAGCAGGACGAGGAUCCUUGGUUUGCUGAGCACUUCAAUCAGUCGGUCCACCCUCUGAUGACCAGGGAGAACAGCGUGCUCUCUGAUGAAACCUUUAAAUGGUGGCAGUGGCUGCAGUCAGAGAGCCAGCCAGCCAACUUCAGUGAAGUGGUGGAGGAGCUGUUCCAAGUCGUUCCUGAUGAGGUGCUCUACGUGGACGCCAGCCCCGAGCGCUGCAGGACCUGCGCCGUGGUGGGGAACUCUGGGAACCUGAAGGGGACCCACUAUGGCCCCCUCAUCGACUCCAUGGAUUUCAUCAUAAGAAUGAACCAAGCACCCACCAGUGGUUUUGAGGAGGAUGUCGGCACCAGAACUACACAUCAUGUCAUGUAUCCAGAAAGUGCCACAGACCUGGACAACACCACCAUUCUGGUGCUGAUCCCCUUCAAGAUUCUGGACCUGCAGUGGAUCAUUAGCGCCCUAACCACGGGCACUAUUAAAUACACGUAUGUGCCUGUUCCGCCCAGGAUAAAGGCAAACCGAGACAAGGUGUUGAUUUACAAUCCAACAUUUUUCAAAUAUGUCUAUGAGAGUUGGCUUGAAGGUCACGGACGGUAUCCUUCCACCGGCUUCCUCAGCUUACUGUUUGCCAUCCACAUAUGUGAUGAAGUCAAUGUGUUUGGAUUCGGUGCGGACCGCAAUGGAAACUGGCACCACUACUGGGAGAAGAACCAUUUGGCCGGAGCUUUCCGACACACGGGGGUCCAUGAUGGAGAUCACGAAUAUAAUGUCACUCUGCUGUUGGCAGACAAGCACAAAAUCCAAAUGUUUAGAGGCAGAUGAUGCCAAGCCCAUAUGUGCAUCAUAUGGGCUUGGCUG
Messenger RNA from Etheostoma cragini (Arkansas darter), 1074 nucleotides. RefSeq names its product CMP-N-acetylneuraminate-beta-galactosamide-alpha-2,3-sialyltransferase 1-like. The transcript is spliced from 6 exons. Gene Ontology annotation, molecular function: beta-galactoside (CMP) alpha-2,3-sialyltransferase activity. NCBI's taxonomy places the organism in Eukaryota, Metazoa, Chordata, Actinopteri, Perciformes, Percidae. The record is from RefSeq and is a predicted model, not a curated record. Bases 37 to 1038 code for a protein of 333 amino acids.